Messenger RNA from Staurois parvus, 573 nucleotides. Lineage: Eukaryota; Metazoa; Chordata; Amphibia; Anura; Ranidae. The record is from the annotation of a GenBank genome assembly.
AUGGAGAAAGAUUUAAAGACGUUGCCGCUGGAGAACGCAUCGAUCCUGUCUGAGGGCUCCCUACAGGAUGGACAUCGGUUGUGGAUAGGGAACUUGGAUCCUAAAAUCACAGAGUACCAUCUGUUAAAUCUCCUGCAGAAAUUUGGGAAAGUGAAGCAAUUCGAUUUCCUGUUUCACAAAUCCGGCCCCUUGGAGGGCCAUCCCCGGGGCUACUGCUUUGUAAAUUUUGAGACUAAACUGGAAGCAGAAAAAGCCAUUCAGUGUCUCAACGGGAAGAUGGCCUUAUCAAAGAAGUUGGUGGUCAGAUGGGCCCAUGCACAAAUUAAGCGGUACGAUAAUUACAAAAGUGAUAAGGUUUUACCGAUCAGUUUAGAACCUUCAUCAAGCACUGAGCCAACACAGUCCACCCUCAGUGUCAGUGCUAAAAUCAAAGCCAUCGAGGCCAAGCUGAAAAUGAUGCAAGAAAACCCCGACAACGAGUUGCCUGGUCAGCCGUCAUACUCUUACUUUAAAGCGUCGGAGAAGAAGAGGAGCAUGCCGUAUUCUAGAAUUUCCUGGAAGUCUAAGAGAUGA